GGCUGCUGAUCGCUGAUUCAUCGGCUGCUAUAGUUCUGAUGAGUCUGGCCCAUUUAUGGGUCACUGCACACGCUGUCAACCUGACUCUGAAAAGGCAGGGCCGGCCAAAGCAUGCCCCUAAUGUACACACACACACACACACACACACAGUUACGCACACAUGUUCACACGGUCUCACCCACAUUCAUACGCUUGACACAAAUGUUUGCAGAGGCUUGCAUCCUGUUCACGGUUAAGAGUCUGUAAGUACCAACUUUAUUAUUUCCCUUCUUGAAAGUGUGUUUGUCCUCUUUUACUAAUGUGUAAAUGACAGGAUCAUGAUGAAUUUGAAAUAUUUGGCAAACAAAAACCUAUUGGGCUUCGGUUGGCAAAAAUAGCCUGUCAGAAUAAAAGCUCCUGUUGUCGAGCUCUUGGCACUUAUAGCUGCUGAGCAGACGCAGAGUUGUUUGAGCACAGAGGAGGUAUAAGCAGCUGAUUAAAAACAACAAUCAUGAGGAGACCACCAGGGAAUUACAGGGACAGUUACUUGUUGAAAAUAUGGGUAUUUCGGUUUAUUGUAGUCUGGGAAAAGGACAAUGGACAUUUGCGUAGAAUGUGGAAGCUAUAUAUAUAUGGAAUAGUUAGUCAUGUUGUCAUUAGUCUGUUAAAGAAUUGCUUGUUAUUAAGUAAUUUAACUAAGUGCAUUCAUCAUUUGUAAGUUGCUUUGGAUAAAAGUGUCUGCUAAAUCAUAUAGUCAUAACCAUCAUGAUUGCGUUUAUACAGCAUACUUACGAUAACAGCGAAGCAAACCAAAUGUAGGGAACUAAGGCUGUAGAAAACUAAAUGGAUGGCAGUAGUCCAAAAGAGAACCAGAGGGAGUUAUGGACAAUGCUGAGGGAGGCAGAUGAUGAGGAUGUGGCUAUGAAAAGGGCUGGCUCAUUCACUAUUCAUUAGACCUAACCAAGAGGCCUGUUAGCAGAACACCGUCACUGGAAUGGGAAAUAUUCUGUUGUGGGAGUUCUGUUUGUGUUUGGAACUGUCCUUCCAACUGUCCAUAGGAAUAUUGGUUGAAAACACACACACACACACACACAAUUUUUUUAUUGCCUCUCCCAUUGUGUCCCGGAGUCAACUCUGAAACUAUUGAUUGUUCUGACAGAGAGACACCAGAUACGAACACUGAGAAGCAUCUGGUCAUAUCCAGAGUUUGCAUCCUAGGAGUAUUUCACAAUCUUUCCUUCUGUCACAACUUUCCAAUAACAUGAGGGGAUCCCAGAUGUAUUUUCCUGCACGCACCGUGCUGUUCCGGAAAGAGGCCAGUGGAGUGACGUACCGAGUACCUGCGCUGAUUUACCUCCCAAACGCCGCAUCCUUCCUGGCCUUCUGUGAGGAGAGGCUGAGCCCUGCAGACGCUCAGGCCAACCUGCUGGUCAUGCGCAAGGGCAAGUUCUACAGGAAUUACGUGGAGUGGGACGACAUGCGCGUGCUGGCCACGGCACAUCUGCAGGGUCAUAGGUCAAUGAACCCGUGCCCCGUGUACGACGAGUUCACCGGCACCCUCUUCCUCUUCUUCAUCGCGGUGCUGGGACACACAUCGGAGGCCUACCAGCUGGUGACGGGGAAGAACGUGACACGCCUCUGCUACGUCUCCAGCAACGAUCACGGCGACACCUGGAGCCCUGUCACAGACCUCACCAAGAGAGUGAUAGGAGACACUAUUAAAGAGUGGGCCACCUUCGCUCUGGGUCCGGGCCAUGGAAUCCAGCUGAAGUCGGGCCGCCUGCUGGUCCCAGCGUACGCGUACCAUAUCGACUGCAAAGAGUGCCUGGGCAGGGUGUGUCUGACCACACCCCACUCCUUCUGCUUCCACAGUGACACGCACGGGCGCGUGUGGCGCUUCGGAGAGGCGGUCCCCGGGCCGGAGAGCGUGGAGUGCCAGAUGGUGUCCGUGGACGAGGAGGACGGCUCCAACAUCCUGUACUGCAACGCCAGGAGCCCGCUCGGGUGCCGGGUGCAGUCUCUCAGCCUGGACGACGGCGCCGUGUUUCAGGACGGUCAGCUGGUCCAGAAGCUGGUGGAGCCACGCAACGGCUGCCACGGCAGCAUCAUGGGCUUUCCCGCCCCUCUGGAGCUCCUGCAGGAGGCCAGACGCUCGCGUCUGCGACACUGGACGUCGGAGCUCCGCGUCUCCUCUGACCCCGUCGCUGCUGCUGCCUUAGUCUCAAAGCGUGGCCAGAACUUCCUCACUCCCACCUGGGUGGUGUAUUCUCACCCCACCUGGCCCAACGCACGCCGGGACCUGGGAGUGUACUUGAGCCUCUUUCCCCGCGAUCCAGACAGUUGGUCAGGGCCUUGGGUUAUCUACGAGGGCCCAAGCGCCUACUCAGACUUGGCCUACCUGGAGCAGCCCUCUGCCGGAGCUCCCCCAGUCACAGCCUUUGCCUGUCUGUUUGAGAACGGCACAAGGACACCUUAUGAUGAGAUCUCCUUCAGCAUCUUCACACUCUACGAGCUCAUUGACAACCUACCCCCAAAUAAAUGCCAACUCACAGAUCCAAGCUCCAAGCUACAAAAAACUAGCAAGAGAAAGCGAUGGAGGUCCUGCAGCCUUUGUUGCAUAUCUUGAACUACAGUUAACCAUUGUAUAUUUUUUUGCGGAAAGCUUUUUUAACUGUUAGUUUAUGAUUAUAUUGGUGUGUAAAAUAACUACUAGACAUGCACUUGGGUAGUGCCUUAAGUGUUUGUAGGCACAGUAACUUAAAGUAUAGCCACACAAUUUUAAGAAUGGUCUGAAUCUUCAGAUAAAACAGUAUGAUGAUGACCUUGACCCAAUUAAGAGAAUAGUAUUGGUAAUCAGAGUUUAAAAUUAAUUUAAAAUAUUAAAUAUUUACUCUCACUAUAGAGUGGCUAAGCUACGAUGCUUUAUUCAAACAUUUGCCCAACUGUCCUGCAAAUCGAUAGUCAUGAACUAAAGAGAACUUCAGCUACUGUAAGAUCUCCACUGAAAAUGUCUAGUCUAGUACGAAGUAGGCUACAAUCCUUGCCUGGGUAAUGGGCCCCACUCUCUUAAAUCCCUAUUUACUUUACUAUCUCACACUAUAUGUAUAUUUAACUACAGUAUGUGAUAUAUUUGGUACAUGUACAGGUGCCUUCAGAUUUUUCUGGUUGAGUGUCCAUUUCGUAAUAACUCACACCCUUUUGUGCUUGAUUCUUCAUGUCUCCAUAAAUGUUUCAGAAUUAUUUUCUAUCAUUCUACUUCAUAAUGAAUGUUUUAAAUUCAAACUAUGAAUUUAACUACAGCUUCUCACUGUCGAUUUAACUGUGGUUUUGUAUGAAUGACUAGGAAGAGAAUAUCUCUGAAAAUCUGGAAAACAGUCCUUGUAAUACAAUUCUCAGCUGGGGGGCAAUGUUAAAGCAUUUGGGAAAAUUAGACGCAAUAGAGUUGAGAUCAACAAAUAACUGCGGUAGAUUUAGCAUGAAGAUUAAAUACAGAAAACAACGGUUGGACAACUUUCAAUGAGUGCUCUGUUUAGUUUUACUCUAAACAAGGGAUACAAGCCAGGAAAAAGGCCACAAAUAGAAUCAGGCACUUUCAACUUCCAGAAGCAGUCACUUCCAAAAUAAUAUAGAAACUUUAUAUGAAUGGAUAUUGUACAUUACAGUAAUAUACACUACAGUACAUUACAGCACCAACAUGCCAUUUGUAGACCACAUCCUGCUGGUAACACCUUCCUGUCUGGCAGCUCUUGUGUGUAUGCUGUAUGUAAAUGUAUCAAGCCUGGCGCCCACCGGACACGGCGUUCUGAGGUCUGGGCUUGACGCGCAGGAUUUUACAAUAGUUUUCUAUCGCUGUGCGGCUGCUGCGCGGCAUACAUUUCUAGUGGGCUUUGCUCCAUUGAAAACAAUGGAGUUCUACUGUAAUUUGUUUAUUGUCGCGGCGUGCCAUGCCGGCCUUCAUAGCCAAGUCCUCAAAUUCUAUAUAGAUGUCAAACUGCAUAGAUCCCCGACCACCAAACUUAAGCUCCUCCUGCUCCUUCUACGGAAGGAUAAUCUUUAGUGCAGGGAGAGCCAAAAUGUUUUAUGUAUGUAUGUACGGUGACCUUGAGUGCCAAGAAAGGCGCCUUUAAAUAAAAUGUAUUAUUAUUAUUAUUAUUAUUAUUAUUAUUAUUAACACAUACAGUACCCUCCAAUUAUUGGCCCCUCUGCCAAACAGGUAUAAAAAUAAUCGGUUGGUGAUUAUGGUAAUCUCACAAUGAAAACAACAUCUUGAAGGGAAGCACAUGUAUUUUGAGAAAAAAAGGAAA
This is a messenger RNA of Sardina pilchardus (European sardine), 4283 nucleotides long. It is a transcript of the gene neu4, whose product is annotated as sialidase 4. The record is from RefSeq and is a predicted model, not a curated record. The transcript is spliced from 4 exons. Gene Ontology annotation, molecular function: exo-alpha-sialidase activity. Lineage: Eukaryota; Metazoa; Chordata; Actinopteri; Clupeiformes; Clupeidae. Bases 1241 to 2605 code for a protein of 454 amino acids. Gene Ontology annotation, cellular component: intracellular membrane-bounded organelle; cytoplasm; membrane. Gene Ontology annotation, biological process: ganglioside catabolic process; oligosaccharide catabolic process.